GCACCAUCCGGCAUCCGGCAAUCCGGCAUCCGGCCGCCAGUCGGAUCUCUUCCCCCAGUCCCCCAAUUCCCGUUUGAUUAGAUGUGAUAGUGAUAGUUUGAUAGUGUGAUUAGGUACUGCCGGACAGUUGAUUGUAACACAGCGUGAAUCUCAAGUCAGAUUAGGAUUCACGAUAUCUAAAAGAUAUCCAUGAAAUAAAAGAGGAAAAACUGUGUGCUCGUGUGUGAAUUUGAUUAGAGAAAAUCCUUUCUUUCUUGGAUUAAUUUGCGGCCUGUAGAAUGGAAACGGUUACUAGCAACGAAACGGUUAUCGCUUCUGAGGACAAAAUUAGAAAAUCUUUACACGAAUUGCAGCCAUCAGCCACUGAUAAAGAAACUUUAGUUGGUGCUGAUAGAAUGAUCAAAUCUACUCAAAAAUCAAAAAAAGCAAAAUCAAAGAGGAAUGUAUCUCAAACAACAAAGGAUAGUUCUAAACACAAAGAUGUGAAAACCAAAGACAAGGCUGUACAAACUGUACGAGAGGAGAAGGUACAAAUAGAGCCUGAAGAUUUAACAUCCACAGAUGUAGCUGGCCCGAGUGAAAAUUAUUGGCAAAUCCUAAGUGAAAGGCGACGAAUAGCACUUAAAGAUGCUUUAGAGAAAAAUGAAGAACUCGUAGAAUAUAUUGAAAAGUUAGAAGAAGAAAAUCGUGUCUAUAAAGAAAUGUUAAAUGAGACAAGAGCACUUGUUGUUGUGCUGCAGGAGAUGAUUGGAGAUGACAGAAGUGGCAUAAAUAAUUCAUUAGAAGAUAGUACUCUUUAACAUUAGAUAUUUAUUUUUUUAAUAAGAAAAUAAAAAAAGAACAAUAUAAAAAAAUCGGUAAGUCUCCAUGUAAAAUUUUUGCAAAUAUAUGUUUUCAAUAUACGUUUCAAAUAUACGUUUUUCAUAAAAUUUCAAUUUUUUAUUUCAAUAGGUUAUUGCAUAUGUGAAUAUGUAAGAUCCUUCCUUUGUAAGAUAUAUAUAUAUAUAUAUAACACUUUUAAAUAUUUCUAGUAUUAUUUAAUAAUAGAAACUGUUAAAAUUUUUUUACAUUGUUCUUUUCUCAUGACUUUAUUGCUAAUGAAAUUAAUAUCAUUUAGCAUGUAUAUUGCAUCAUAGUAAAAAAAUCAUAAAAAAAUACUAUUAUUAUUUCUCAAACUUGUAUUAUACACAUGACUUGCUUAGAAUACACAGUCAUGAGCAUUUACUUAAACUCAUAAAAAUUAUAUAGAGAUUUAUAAUUUGUGUACAAAAUAAUAAAAAGAUGUAAAAGUC
This is a messenger RNA of Formica exsecta, 1292 nucleotides long. RefSeq lists its product as uncharacterized. Gene Ontology annotation, cellular component: nucleus. Lineage: Eukaryota; Metazoa; Arthropoda; Insecta; Hymenoptera; Formicidae. Gene Ontology annotation, biological process: negative regulation of DNA replication; negative regulation of cell cycle. The transcript has 6 exons. The coding region runs from base 279 to 800 and encodes 173 amino acids. The record is from RefSeq and is a predicted model, not a curated record.